CUGCUCCGCGGCUCCUCCUUCCGCGCGCUUCUUCCGGGUGGGCUGGAGCAGGGGCCAAGGCCAUGGCUCUCAGGGCGCUGCUCAGCCCUGGGGUGCUGGUGCGGACUGGGCACACCGUGCUGACCUGGGGAAUCACGCUGGUGCUCUUCCUGCACGACACCGAGCUUCGCCAAUGGGAAGAGCAAGGGGAGCUGUCCCUGCCCCUCACCUUCCUGCUCCUGGUCCUGGGCUCCCUGCUGCUCUAUCUGGCUGUGUCGCUCAUGGACCCGGGCUAUGUGACAGCUCAGCCCCAGUCUCAGGAGGAGCCUAAGGAGGAACAGGCAGCUAUGGUACCUCAGGCUAUCCCACUUCGGCGGUGCAGAUACUGCCUGGUGCUGCAGCCCCUGCGAGCCCGACACUGUCGCGACUGCCGCCGCUGUGUUCGCCGCUAUGACCACCACUGUCCCUGGAUGGAGAACUGUGUGGGUGAGCGCAACCACCCACUCUUCGUGGCCUAUCUGGCGCUGCAGCUGGUGGUUCUCCUGUGGGGCCUGUAUCUGGCAUGGUCCGGCCUCCGGUUCUUCCAGCCCUGGGGGCUGUGGCUACGGUCCACGGGGCUCCUGUUUACCACCUUCCUGCUGCUUUCUUUCUUCUCGUUGGUGGUCGGCCUGCUCCUAGCCUCGCACCUCUACCUGGUGGCCAGCAACACUACUACCUGGGAGUUCAUAUCCUCACACCGAAUUGCCUACCUCCGCCAGCGCGCCAGCAACCCCUUUGACCGAGGUCUGACUCGAAACCUGGCCCACUUCUUCUGUGGGUGGCCCUCUGGGCCCUGGGAGACCCUCUGGGCUGAAGAAGAGGAGGAAGGCAGUAGCCAGGCUGUCUAGGGUGGCUGAAGAGAAGGUGCCAUUGUGCCUAAAAUCCGGAGGCUGUGCCCCCAGAGACCAGCCUCGUCAGCCUGAGCUCUUUACUCCUCCUCAGAGCUCUCAGCCCUCAGCAGAGCAGCAGACAGAACCACCCCCACCCAAACAAGGAAAGGAUGUAAGUUGGGGGAGGGGGACUUGACACAAAGAGAACCCACACUCCACCAUGAGCCCUGGCCUGGCUACCUCGAAUGUAUAGUUUUAUUAAUUUAAUACUCUAUAAAGGCAAGUAUUAAAAGGUAAA
Mesocricetus auratus (golden hamster) is the source of this 1146-nucleotide messenger RNA. It is a transcript of the gene Zdhhc12, whose product is annotated as zinc finger DHHC-type palmitoyltransferase 12. Bases 63 to 866 code for a protein of 267 amino acids. The transcript has 5 exons. The record is from RefSeq and is a predicted model, not a curated record. Gene Ontology annotation, biological process: peptidyl-L-cysteine S-palmitoylation; protein targeting to membrane. Gene Ontology annotation, molecular function: protein-cysteine S-palmitoyltransferase activity. NCBI's taxonomy places the organism in Eukaryota, Metazoa, Chordata, Mammalia, Rodentia, Cricetidae. Gene Ontology annotation, cellular component: Golgi apparatus; endoplasmic reticulum.